AUGACCACCCCUCCUCCCGACCGCCGGCCCAUCGUCAUCUCCGGCCCCUCGGGCGUCGGCAAGGGCACACUCUACAACCUCCUCUUCGAGCGCCACCCGGACACCUUUAGCCUCUCCGUCUCCCACACCACCCGCGCCCCCCGCGACGGCGAGCGUCAUGGCCACCACUACUGGUUCGUCCCUAUGGAUGACUUUGAGAACCUCAUUGCCAACAACGGCUUCGUCGAGCACGCAAAGUUUAGCGGCAACCGCUACGGCACCAGCAGGAUGACCAUUGAGGAGCAGACCAGGAAGGGCAGGGUUGUGCUGCUGGACAUUGAGAUGGAGGGCGUCAAGCAGAUUAAGCAGUCCGACUUGUCUGCCCGCUACGUCUUCAUCGCCCCUCCGUCCCCCGAGAUUCUCGAGUCCCGCCUGAGAGGCCGAGGAACCGAAAAGGAGGAAAGCAUUCAAAGAAGACUGGACCAGGCUCGAAAUGAGCUUGAAUAUUCAAAGACACCGGGCGUGCACGACAAAAUCAUUGUCAACGACGACCUCGAAGCCGCCUACAAGGAGCUGGAAGAUUUCGUAUACGCGGCCCCGAGCUGA
Molecule: messenger RNA, 585 nt
Organism: Hirsutella rhossiliensis
Lineage: Eukaryota; Fungi; Ascomycota; Sordariomycetes; Hypocreales; Ophiocordycipitaceae
Product: guanylate kinase domain-containing protein
Exons: 3
Coding region: 1-585 (194 amino acids)
Biological process (GO): purine nucleotide metabolic process
Cellular component (GO): cytosol
Molecular function (GO): GMP kinase activity
Source: RefSeq, a predicted model, not a curated record